AACAACGAACAGGUAGACAUCCCCGAUCUCAACAUCUACGCCGAACUUCGGGGCCCCAGCAUCAUCACGCCAUCCAUCAUCUACCGCAACGGACCAAACGCCGGGUAUGACGUCACGUUCACUCCGCACGUGGCCGGGAAGUACAAUGUGCUUAUCCGAUUGGACCAUACACGUGGCGUGGGUGACGUCAGCUGCACCAUGGACACCACACAUCUGUUACUGGAGAAUGUCACUCUGUCAGAGGAGUACCGAACUGUCAUUGUGGCACCCAGCAAUAUCAGU
Sphaeroforma arctica JP610 is the source of this 282-nucleotide messenger RNA. RefSeq lists its product as hypothetical. NCBI's taxonomy places the organism in Eukaryota, Ichthyosporea, Ichthyophonida. The transcript has a single exon. The record is from RefSeq and is a predicted model, not a curated record. The annotation marks the transcript as partial.